CUCAGCGCGUUGCGAUCAGUUCGUUCGCCCCCGCCGCACACUCGUUCAGUUGCUCACUCGUUGCCGUCGCGUCGCCACGACUCUCCUCGCGUUUACUUUUCGCAUCAUGAGCCUGCAAGCCAACAACACAUAAACCUUCCAAAAUGAAGCCCCAUCGGUUAUAACGUUUCGUAUAUAAAUUCUUUUAAUUUUAGAUCGAAUAUAUUAUAUUGUGAUAUUUAGUUAGUUCUUCUAUUAUAUUGUUAUUAUUUAUUAUCUAUAAUGGCUUCGAAUUAUAGUACGUAGUAUAUUUUUAUAUUAACAAAUCAGUGCUCAAGAUAAUCUCAUUCCAAAACUCCCAGUAAUUGAAAUUAGUCUGAAAAGUUAAACUAGAAUCAGUUACGAUGACAGCCAAAACUCGCUCACAUUGGAAGGAAUAUGGAACAGCACUAUGUGCAACGCUAAUCACCGCGACAGCGGGUACCUGCUAUGGUUGGCCGUCACCGACCUUGGAAUAUCUCCAGUCUCCUGAAAGUCACAUACCUAUCACCUCAGCGGAGGGAUCAUGGAUUGCAUCAAUCAUGAUCCUCUGUUCGGCGUUUACGCCGAUCCCCUCUGCGUAUGCCGCCGACCGGUUCGGGAGAAAAACAACGCUACUCCUCGGAGCGCUGCCCUUCAUCAUCGGGUGGAUUCUGGUCAUCGUCGCCAAGUCCGCGACGCUCCUGUACGUGUCCCGAAUGUUCUCGGGGCUCGGCUACGGCAUCGUCUACACCGUAGCGCCCAUGUACACGGGCGAGAUUGCUACGAAUGAAGUCAGAGGAGCACUCUCUACCCUCAUCACGCUAAUGAAUAAAGUCGGUAUUCUUGCCCAGUACUGCAUCGGUCCCUACGUGUCGAUGCGGACGUUAGCUGCCAUCAACUUGAUCCUGCCUAUAAGCUUCGUAAUCACCUUCAUUUUCCUACCGGAGUCACCAUACUACUACUUAAAAUUUGAGAGAAGUGAGAGAGCAGAACGGUCUCUUAGAAAUUUGCGGAAUGGCGAUAUCAGAACAGAACUUAAAAAUAUAGAGAUUAAUGUCCAGGAAGACAUGAAGAACAGAGGGACGUGGUCCGAUUUAGUCACUGAAGCUACUAAUAGAAAAGCUAUGUGGAUAAGUUUGGGGGUGUUCACGAUUCAGCAGCUGUGUGGCAGUGCUGCCGUCGUGGCGUACGCUCAGACUAUAUUCAAGCAGAAUUCCAGUACUAUCGCCCCGCACCAUCAGUCUAUGAUCCUGGGAUGCAUGCAGGUCGCCACGUGUAUGCUGUCUGUCGUCCUCGUCGAUCGGGUGGGAAGGAAACCUCUUCUGAUUCUAUCUGCGUUGGGCGUGGGUCUGAUGAACGGCACAGUCGGAACAUACUACUACUUCUACAAGUUCCAUGCAAAUACCGAUGCCGUGGCAGCACUCCACUGGUUGCCCAUGGCUGCGCUGAUGGUAUACAUCGUGUGCUAUGCCAUCGGUCUCUCGACGGUCCCCUACGUCAUCAUUGGAGAAAUGUUCCCCACUAACGUGAAAUUAUAUGCCUCCUGUAUUGCUCACAUCUACACUGGCAUAUUCAUGUUCGCAGUUCAAAAGCUCUUCCAGGUGGUGAUGGACCUCUACGGCAUUUACACAGUAUUUUGGGGCUUCUCGGCGUUCUCGUUGCUUGGGCUGGUGUACAUGAUCAUCAUCCUGCCCGAGACUAAGGGCAAGUCGUUCGCGUGCAUCCAGGCUGGCCUUCGCGAGGACGUCGCGCGGUCCACCUCCUCCAAACUCAUGACCGUCGAGUAUUAAACCCAGAACUCUUCUCAUAGCUUAAGUUUAAUUUAAGGGAUCAAGUUGAAGAAAAACUUAAUGUUACUUAACUUUUAAUGGUAGUUUAACAUUAAGACGUACAGUUUUAUAUACAAAAGUAUUGUAAACGAGGGCCUUUAGAGUAGCCUGUAGAGGGCUAGUAAAGGUAGCAUGGUUGAGACGAGGAUGGGCGCCGAGGAGAAGGCGGUGAAGUCUGCGGGGUCGUAGUCCGCGGGGAGGCCUCGGGUGGCCACCACGCUGGAGUACAGCUUGGCCGAGUGCUUCGCCGUCCUUGUCUUGUUGGGGCUCUUGAAGUCGACCAAGUACAGACCGAAGCGGGACCUGCAUAUGCAUUUACAAACAUGACGAGUGAAAUUAUAUCUUGGAAGUUUGACUGA
Molecule: messenger RNA, 2188 nt
Organism: Pectinophora gossypiella (pink bollworm)
Lineage: Eukaryota; Metazoa; Arthropoda; Insecta; Lepidoptera; Gelechiidae
Product: facilitated trehalose transporter Tret1-like
Exons: 4
Coding region: 384-1790 (468 amino acids)
Biological process (GO): carbohydrate transport; transmembrane transport
Cellular component (GO): membrane
Molecular function (GO): sugar transmembrane transporter activity
Source: RefSeq, a predicted model, not a curated record